AAGAGACUCUGUCGCCAGCAAACACCGCAAAGGGCCCGCACAGUCUGUGAAGUCUGGCAACCAUUAUAGCCACCGUCUUCACUUUUCAUUGUAGUCUUUUCUGAAUCGAACAUCAACAAAACAACGCAGUCUCAACAGAGACAGAUAAAGUCACAAGAAUACCAAGCCUCACAUACAAAUAAGGUAAUAGCACCAGCGUACCAGCCUUCACCACAAGCGCGUAUCUGUUAUCAUUCUAUCUUGUCAUAUUCUGGUAGUCAUCUGAAUCAAUACAUCAUACAGAUUCAAAUCGGAGAAUACCGUAAUCAAGAACUUGCAACGCUAACAAGACUUAUAACAACAACCAUAAAACCAUCAUAACUAAUAGCACCAACCUCAUUAACAUCAUUAACAUCUUCAUCUCCAUUCUUAUCAUAAAGAUUUCGUCAAUUCUCACACAAUCAUCAACUCAUAUAUCGUAAUGCGUAGAAAGCCUGUAGAAUACAAUUCGGGCUCUCCUUCUUCAUUGAACCCUCGGAUAAACGAUGAACUAAACAAUUCCAGACCAUAUAAAUCAGGAAACGAAAACGGCCAUUCCCAUAACGACUAUCCCAAUUCCAAUACCGGGACUUCCGAUCCCCACAGGGCUUCCACCAGCUCAUUUUUCUCGUUGCGAAAAGCCAAAGACAGAUACAGUGCUGCUGAAAACUACAGCGACACAUCUUCGACUGAUUCAGCCAGUAUUAUCAGCGGUGGAACCAGCAACUCAAAUUCAGGAACACCUGUUAGACGACAAAGUUUGGGUAACCUUCUUUCCAAAUCGUCUCAUACCAACCGUUCAACACUUUCCACCAUCAUUCCCACGUCACAGGUAACAAACUCAAACCAUUCGCGACAUGCAUCCACAUAUAGCAUUUCCACUGUUAACCCGUACGAUACUGCAACAUCGAAAACCUCGUCACGACCUAACGGAGGUCUAUCUCGUAGAUCGACCACUGCAUCACAAUCUUCUGUCUCGUCAGCGACGUUGAUAUCAAAGCCAACGUUGUCGCAUCACGAUCCACUUCAGGGCCAAGGUGGCUUCUACAUGGAGAAGCCGACACUGAUCUUUGAGAUAGACAGGCUCUUCAGAGAGUUGAUGGAAAAGAGAGACUUUCGUUCGUUGCCUGCUACGGCAAAACAGGAGAUGGUCAACUUCAGUCCUGACAAGAAGUGGAUGUUGAUCUACCAAGACGCCUUGACUGAAUAUCAGCGUAAUGAACGUAUGGCACAAAACAAGGAUGAGACCUUAACUCCGUCCUAUUUCAGUAAGCUCUUGAUGUCGAAGAAUAUUCUGGCUGGUCAACUCAAAAAAUUGUGGGUUUCGUUGAGAACUGAGAGGAUCUCCUGGGUGAGAACUUUCAUCUACGAUUGCCAGGGAGAUGUAUUGUUGCUGACAUAUCUUCUCAAAUUACAGCAGAUAAUAAGCGAAACAGACGCUUUUGACAUCAAUGACGAUAUCUUUGACAGAGAGUUUAACACGCUUACCGCGUUGAAGUGUAUGAUGAACCAGAAAUUGGGUGCAGAAAGAGUAAAAACUGAUGUAAAUCUCUAUGUGAACGCCAUAGCAGGCUCAUUAUUAUCACCUCGUAUUGUGACAAGAAACAUUGCAGCCGAGACUCUUACCUUCAUGAUAGCCUACUACCAUGCUCAAGACGGAGAUCAGAGUAAGUACCACAAGAUCUUGAAGGCAUUGGAUUCCAUACCCAGUAGACCCCACUUUGAGUUCGACAACGACAUCAAAAACUCUCGUAAGAAAUUGGUUAGAAAACCACCUGCUCCAGAUCGGUACAAGCGUUUUGAGUUGUGGGUUCACCUUGUAGAAAAGACUGUAGACGGUAAGGGAAAGUAUAUGAAUUCACUAGUCGGAGCUAGUGAAGAGUUCAAGUCAGCUGUUUCUGGAGCCAAAGGAGUGGCUACAUCCAGCAUAGAGAAUCAUUUGAUGGAAUACUGCCUUGGAACUAUGUUGUUGAUCAACACUAUUAUUGACUAUGGUGUAGAUUAUAGGGUUAGAAUCCAUUUAAGAGCCCAGUUCAAGGCAGCAGGCUUGGAUAGACUAUUCGAGAAGUUCAGAGACUUGGGCUAUGGCGCUCUUAACCAACAAUGUAACAAUUACUUCGACAAAGCAGAAAGCGACGAAGAGGAGUUGAAAUCUCGUGCCAACAUCAAUGAGAACUUAGACUUCGACGAUCCUGUGGCCUUAGUGCAAUCUUUAUGGGAAAGUGUGAAGAACAGUGAGGCCCAGGGACAUUUUAUUAGUGCCAUUCAACAUCUUUUCUUGAAUCAGAAUGAGAAAAAGGAUAAUGCUGAUGAUAUGGUCAGAAGUUUGCGCUUAUUAGACGGUUUGAUACAGAACAUUUCUAUGGUUCACACUACAAAUGAUGAUUCCGCUAUGGGCAUAGCCAUUAAUAGAUUAUACAGCGGAAUGACAACAGAUGACCAAUUUAGGAAAGCUGUUGAAGAAGCAAAGAACUUUAAAAAGAUUGCUGAAGAAGCAACUGCAGAACGUGACGACAUGUCUCGACAGAUUUCUAUGGGAGCAGAUGGUUUGAUUGCCAGAUUGUCCAAUGAAGUUAGAGAACAAGAAACUGUAUUACAAAGAUCUCGUCGUAUGAAUGAAGAAUUGAACCGAGAAUUGGAAGAAUUGAAACGAAAACAUCUCCGUGAAAAGCAGCAACAGGAGCUUGAGAUGCGUGAGCUCUUGAUUCUGUUGAAUAACGGCGCCAACAUCAACACAAGACAUGUAUCUGAAGAUGGUGGAAAGACCACAGUGUCGAUCCGUACUUCUAACGAACAAUUAAUUAGUAGACUUCAAAAACAAAUCCGCCGAAGAAAUGCGGAGUACAAACAAGACAAUAGACAAUUUGGCACGGUAGUCGAACCAAGUUCCAGAUUAAGAGCCUUGAGAGACCAGAUGGAUGAUAUCGAGAAUAUGGCUAGAGAAUUAGAAAUGACUGAAUUUGAAACCUAUGUUGAUCCAGCAGAAGCCGAACAAGCACCAGUUGUUGAAGAGAUCCCUUCUGAACCUGAAGUUGAAGAGUCAGAGUCAGAAUCUUCUGAAGAAAAUGAAGACGACGAAGAAGAAGAUAUGGAUGAACCCAUCAACACGAGUCCUUCCAGACCGGUAAGAAGUGACGAUUUGGUUAAGUUGGAUAGUUUGAGAAAGAAACUUUCUUCUUUGCAGAGCGAAUCUAAUGAUAUUAUGAAGUUCAACAAUAGUGCCAUGUUCAACAAGCAGAAGUACUUGGCUAUGGAGAGAUUGCGAGAAUUGGAGAACAAUUUCAAAGACUUCAAUAUAGAUUUCAAUGUCAGCGAAGAACCAGAAUUGAACGACUUCAGCUUUGACUCAACAGCUGAGUAUGUGGAUCCAUCGAUCAAGGCUAAGAUAAAGGAGGAGUUAGAAGAAGUACGUUUGUUGAAACUCGAACUCAAGAAAAAAUUAUCCGACCAAGAUGAAACCAGAAAGAAGCGGAACGCGAAAAGAAAAUCGACUACCAUUUUAGAAAAAUUGGAAGCAAAAUAUUCUCAAGGCAAAGUCAAACCUCUUACCGCAGAUGUUAUAAAGGGAUCAAAUGAGUCUUCGGCUGACUACAAGAACAAUAGAAACGUAAAGAUUGGUGGUAUGGACCCUGUAUUUUUGAAAGAGUUGAACUCCAAGGUCAACAAGACAGCAGCUAUAGACGAAUCCAAGGAAAGGUCUCCUACUUCGAGUCCAAAUCCAGCAGAAACGUCACAGUCGUCAACCUCUACGCCAGUGCCUGCUCCACCUCCUCCACCUCCUCCUCCUCCGCCACCUCCAUUACCUCCAUUAUUGCAAGGCAACGUACCUUUAGCCCCUCCUCCACCACCACCUCCGCCAUUUCCUACUUCUCUUGUUCAAAAUGGUUCAGGAGGACCACCACCACCUCCUCCACCCCCACCGCCUCCACCUCCAUUUUCACUGAUGACCUCAACAAAUUCUAUAGCACAGUUGCCAGUGGAAAGAGAGCCUUCUCCUUUUGACAAUUUCCCCAGGCCAAAGAAAAAGUUGAAACAAUUGCAUUGGGAGAAAAUCGAUACCAAGGGUUCCAAUUCUUUUUGGCAAGAUACCAAGACUGAUACCCUUGCCUCGGAUUUGAAAUCGAAAGGUGUUUUUGAGGAAAUUGAAUUGAUCUUCGCUGCCAAAGAAAUCAAGAAGUUGGCAACUAAGAAGAAAGAAGAAAUUGACAAGGUUACCUUCUUGUCGAGAGACGCUUCUCAACAAUUCAGUAUCAACUUACAUUCAUUCAAUGCUUUAUCUGAUGAUGAAUUAGUCUCAAAAGUGUUGAGAUGUGACAAAGACAUUAUCAGCAACCAUGCAGUUUUGGAAUUUUUUGGAAAGGAAGAGAUUGUAGAGAUCUCAAACACUUUGGCAAGAAACUUCGAGCCUUAUUCUACUGACUAUAAGGUAGAUGAACCAUCUAAGCCUGAUAAAGAUCCAAAUGAGUUGCAGAGACCAGACAGAAUCUACUUGGAAUUGAUCUACAACUUACAACACUACUGGAAGUCAAGAAUUAGAGCAUUGAAUAUGGUUGCCAACUUUGAAAGAGACUAUGAUGAACUUGUCUCUAAAUUGAGAUCUAUUGAUGAAGCGGUAGAUUCAAUCAAGCAGUCUAAGCAUUUGAAGGGUGUGUUUGAGAUUAUCUUAACAGUGGGAAACUAUAUGAAUGAUUCUACUAAGCAGGCUCAAGGUUUCAAGUUAAGCUCCUUACAAAGACUUAGUUUUAUGAAAGACGACAAGAAUAGUAUGACUUUCUUGCAUUAUGUCGAGAAAAUUAUUAGAACACAGUACCCUGAGUACUUGGAAUUCAUGGAUGAAUUGUCUAAAUGUCAUGACGUCAGCAAGUUUUCUAUUGAAGCUGCUGCAAACGACUGUAGAGAUUACACACAAUCCAUCAAAAAUGUUCAGAGUUCGAUUGAUAUCGGGAAUCUCAGUGACAGCACGUUGUUUCAUCCCCAGGAUCGUAUCUUGAAGGUAGUGUUACCUAGCUUGACCCGUGCUAGUAAGAAAAGUGAAUUAUUGGUUGACCAAUCUACUUACACAAUGAAAGAGUUUGAUACCUUAAUGAGAUACUUUGGUGAAGAUCCAUCAGAUACGUUUGUCAAGAACUCGUUUAUUUCUAAAUUCUCUAACUUCAUCAAAGACUUCAAGAGGGUUCAGAUAGAAAAUCUCAAGAGAGAAGAAGAAAUUAGAAUCUAUGAACUGAGAAAGAAACUUCUUGAAACUCCACGAAGAGCUGAUACAAAGGCUAGCUCUGGUGAAGAGGAUGCUGAUUCAGAGUCAAAUGUCAUGGACUCAUUACUUGAAAAAUUGAAGGCGGCCGGACCACCAAAAGGUGAAUCGUCAUCGGCUAGAAAGAGAGCUCUCAUGAGGAAGCAACUAAUAGAAAACCAAAAGAAGCUUAAUUCUCCAACUGCAGAUAAAUUCGGAUCUAUUCCAGAAGAUAGUAAUGCUACAACUGGUGAUGAAAACAGUUCAACUCCAACUAAGGUUGACGUUGGAAACUCGUCUGACACCGCUGAUAUUGACUCAGAUGACCCGAGAAGUGACAGCGACCUAGGUUUCAGAGCAAGAAAUCUAUUGAAGGAGCUUCGAGGUGCUGGUGAGAACAGCUCUUCGGAUCGUUUAACUUCAGCCCAGAAGUUCAGACAAGAAAGAUUGAGAAAAAAGAUCUCGACUACUGAUUCCUCAAGUAGCUUAGUCGAUGAAGACGGCGAACUGUCACCUUUGCCUGUCAGCGAAUCUGAAUCUGUUCAAGAGACUGAUCAAAUACCAGAGGAAAAAGUACCGAUCUGAUAUAGAAGAUAAAGAUGAAUACAGAAGAGAAUGUUAUCUUGUCUUGAUAACAUAGAAUAGAAUUAAUCAACAUUGCAUUAUAAAUAUUUUAAAGGGUAACGUUAGAUUCACAACAGAUGGAUAUUUCUUCCAAGUCGUAGUCUAUUAAUGUGCCUCUGUUUCCCUUGUAAUCAAAACUAGGCUUGUUGAGCGACAACAAACCAGUUCCGCUUAUCUUGUUUGCAAAAGGCAUUUCCAAUUUCUCCACGAGAUCAAUCAACGGUGCUUUUCUUAAUUUGGCUGUCAGCAAUUUCAUUUUCAAGUUAGUCAAUUCUUCAUCGCUUUCUGUAACUUCUCUAACUGAACUGAUCUCACCAUUUACUCCAAUACAAAGUGCCAUUUUCUUCGUAUACUUUUCGUCCUUGACCCAACAGGUGUGAAAUCCUGCCGAGUAUACUCUUGGAAUACAAUUCAUUUUAUAGUUUAGUCUCGUCGAACAUCUGUUCUGAUCAAUAUCGAUAAUAGCAAUGGAAGAAUGCAACUUA
Scheffersomyces stipitis CBS 6054 is the source of this 6357-nucleotide messenger RNA. RefSeq names its product formin (gene BNI1). The transcript is spliced from 2 exons. Gene Ontology annotation, cellular component: mating projection tip; cell division site; cellular bud neck. Gene Ontology annotation, molecular function: actin binding; small GTPase binding. The record is from RefSeq and is a predicted model, not a curated record. NCBI's taxonomy places the organism in Eukaryota, Fungi, Ascomycota, Pichiomycetes, Serinales, Debaryomycetaceae. Gene Ontology annotation, biological process: actin filament bundle assembly; barbed-end actin filament capping; mitotic actomyosin contractile ring assembly. The coding region runs from base 461 to 5833 and encodes 1790 amino acids.